GGAAAUAGUCCUAAUCUCAAGCGGAAAUCCAGUAUUAAUAAUUUUUUUUUCUACUGUUAAUUUCCCUUUUUCUUUCUUCUCCCUUUUUUUUUUCUCUUUAAUUUUAUAUUUAUAUGAGAGAACCUAAUUUAUAUUUUCCUUCACAAAAUAAAGCAGCAAUUUGUAUUACUUCUGCACUUUAUGAUCGCAGAGCUUUGGAUUGUACAGCUACUUUACCACUUGUCAAUUCUUUAACUCAUCUUGCUUAUUUAACAUCAACAUCUCCACGCAUUAGAGAAAUUUUAUGUUUAGAUGGAGGAUUAGAAAGACUUGUUCGUAUCUUAUACCAAACAUCAAGUAGAGCUGAUCGACUUACUUUAUGGAAAUGGACACUUGCUUUUCAAAGUAUAGUUAAUAUUGGUGUUAGGGGUACUGAACAAAUUCGAAGCAAAAUAGUAGAUGCUGGUGUUAUACCUUUUGUUUUAACUAUCCUUGGUAAUUUUACAAAAUCUCAUGAGAUUACAAAUGGGAAAAAAGAAUUAAAAAAAGAUUUAAUUGCAAAUAUACAUAAAGACCUAAAAGAUAAUAUAUCAAAUAAUAACAAUAAUUCAUCAAUAUCUACAGCAUCUAAUAAUAAUAAUAAUAAUAAUGAAUCAAUAGCAAAAUCUAAAUUAUUACGUCGUUCUACCUUUCCUUAUAUCAAGAUUGACCCCGCUCAGAGACGAUAUAGACGUAUUCAUAAAGAAAAACAAGAUACCAAAUUUUCUGAUAUUGAACAUGUAUUUCAUCGAGAAGAAGAUGUGCUUUUAUGCUUGCAAUUAUUAGCUUAUCUUUCGAAAUAUCCUCAUAUUCGUGAUUUAUUUCAAUCUGCUUAUUCUAAAAAUGUAUUUAGCGUAGUAGAGAAAUUUUGUCAUCGUCUUCAUCAAGGUCCAGUCCAAUAUUGGGCAGGCGUUAUAAUGCGAAAUGCAUGUCGUAAGGAUGAAACACGUGGUGGUAUUCGACGUUGCGCUAACAUGUCCUGUGGUAAAUGGGAAUCACAGCCUCGUGAGUUUGCAAAAUGUAGACGUUGUCGAAAAGCUAAAUAUUGUUCGAAGGCUUGCCAAAGUAAAGCUUGGGCUGAUGGUCAUCGUUGGUGGUGUGUUGAAAGACAUUCUUCUGUGGCUCAUGAUAAUACCAGCACAGGUUCUGCUAUUACAGCAACCGUUGCUAUUGCUAAUGUUACUACUGUUAAUGGAAACGUUACAGGUGCUGAUCAAGAUGCUACUAUAGUAGCAAACAAUAAUUCAGUUAAUACUAUAGCGACUACCAAUGACCAACAACAAACAACUAAUAAUAACAAUUUACCAACUCCUAAUAGUCAUGGUUCUUCUAGUAGUGGAGAAUUACCUCUUAUUGAACAAAAUACAAAUCAUACGAGUGAAAGCUCUGAUAACCGAACUAUGCUUAUGGGUGUACACAUGGAAUUAUAAGUUUUAUAUAUUAUCUCUCCUUAUUAUUUUAUGCAUGUAUUACAUGCAAUAUAUGGCAAAGUAUAUACCUUCCUGAAAAAAAAAAGUCCUUUACACACAUUUUUGCUCUCCUUCUC
Cokeromyces recurvatus is the source of this 1564-nucleotide messenger RNA. RefSeq lists its product as uncharacterized. The record is from RefSeq and is a predicted model, not a curated record. Gene Ontology annotation, biological process: ubiquitin-dependent protein catabolic process; establishment or maintenance of cell polarity. Lineage: Eukaryota; Fungi; Mucoromycota; Mucoromycetes; Mucorales; Mucoraceae. Bases 114 to 1448 code for a protein of 444 amino acids. Gene Ontology annotation, cellular component: MUB1-RAD6-UBR2 ubiquitin ligase complex. The transcript has 3 exons.